Molecule: messenger RNA, 2290 nt
Organism: Acomys russatus (golden spiny mouse)
Lineage: Eukaryota; Metazoa; Chordata; Mammalia; Rodentia; Muridae
Gene: Bmp2
Product: bone morphogenetic protein 2
Exons: 3
Coding region: 1084-2271 (395 amino acids)
Biological process (GO): BMP signaling pathway; SMAD protein signal transduction; negative regulation of transcription by RNA polymerase II
Cellular component (GO): extracellular region
Molecular function (GO): BMP receptor binding; cytokine activity; growth factor activity
Source: RefSeq, a predicted model, not a curated record
CGCCGGAGUCCUCGCCCUGCCGCGCUGAGCCCUGCUCGCGCUGCGCCCGUCGCUGCGCUUCCCACAGCCUGCCCGGGACAUCUCCUCCCCAGCCGCUGCCAGACACCGGACUCCUUCGGGGCGAGAGGCGCGAGAGUCACCCAGGAUUUCGAGGUACCCGCAUGCCGCGGGUUGGAGCUCCUGACUGUGUGUGCUGGGCGCUGUGGCCUCGGCUGCCCCGGAGAAGACAGAGUUGCGAACUGACGCAAAGAGCCGGGAGUCAGGAACACAAGCUGUGCCUGCAAUGCCCCGCAACUCCAACCGGGGAGUGAGCGCCCGCGGCGUGCAGGCGGAGGAGUAAGCGGACCCCAGGCUGCCACAAAACACACUUGGCCCUAGGACUCCGAGCGCGAGGUCACCCGCUUUGGUGGUCGGGGACACGGUUUGACUGCUAGAGAAUGAGCCCCAGGACGCCGGGGCUCCGCAGCCGUGCGGGCUCCACUGGCGAGCGCUGAUGGGGGUGCGCCAGAGUCGGGCUGAGGGAUGCGGAGUGGCGGCCCGCCCGCCACCCAGAUCUUCGCUGCGCCCUUGCCGGGACCCGGCGUCGCCCAGGAUGGCUGCCCCGAGCCAUGGGUCGCGGCCGAGCUAGCGCAGAGCGGCCGACCCUCGCCCAGCGAGUCGCGGAGCUGGCCCCGCGCCCCAACAGCACUGGUCCCUGAGGACGACGACAGCCGCAGCCUUGCCUCAGCCUUUUUCCCUUCCCUCCCCCUGCUUGAGGCUGUGUGUCAGCAUUUGGCUAGAGACUUCUUGAACUUGCCGGGAGAGUGACUCGGGCUCCCCACUUCGCGCUGGUGUCUUUGCCCGGCGGAGCCAGUCUUGCCGCCUCCAGCCGGGUCUCCUCUGUUCUUCGGCCCGCUGGGUCCACCCCAAGACACAGUUCCUCGCCGGGAGAGCACCCGGAGAAGAAGGAGGAGGCAAAGAAAGGCAAAAGAAGCCCCGUCCCUGCUCAGCUCCUUGGACAGAGCUUUUUCCAUGUGGAGACUCUCUGAAUGGACGUGCCCCCGAGUGCUUCUUAGACGGACUGCGGUCUCCUAAAGGUCGACCAUGGUGGCCGGGACCCGCUGUCUUCUAGUGUUGCUGCUUCCCCAGGCCCUCCUGGGCGGCGCGGCCGGCCUCAUACCGGAGCUGGGCCGCAAGAAGUUCGCCGCCGGGGCAUCCGGCCGCCCCUUGUCCCGGCCUUCGGACGACGUCCUCAGCGAGUUUGAGUUGAGGCUGCUCAGCAUGUUUGGUCUGAAGCAGAGACCCACCCCCAGCAAGGACGCCGUGGUGCCCCCCUAUAUGCUGGAUUUGUACCGCCGGCACUCGGGCCAGCCAGGAGCGCCCGCCCCGGACCACCGGUUGGAGAGGGCAGCCAGCCGCGCCAACACGGUGCGCAGCUUCCACCACGAAGAAGCCAUUGAGGAACUACCAGAAAUGAGUGGGAAAACGGCCCGCCUCUUCUUCUUCAAUUUAAGUUCUGUCCCCGCUGACGAGUUUCUCACAUCUGCAGAACUGCAGAUUUUUCGGGAACAGAUGCAGGAAGCUUUGGGAAACAACAGUUUCCAGCACCGAAUUAAUAUUUAUGAGAUUAUAAAGCCUGCAGCCGCCAACUUGAAGUUUCCUGUGACUAGACUGUUGGACACCAGGUUAGUGAAUCAGAACACGAGUCAGUGGGAGAGCUUUGACGUCACCCCGGCUGUGAUGCGGUGGACUGCCCAGGGGCACACCAACCAUGGUUUUGUGGUGGAAGUGGCUCAUUUAGAGGACAAGCCAGGCGUCUCCAAGAGACACGUGAGGAUUAGCAGGUCUUUGCACCAAGAUGAACACAGCUGGUCACAGAUAAGGCCGUUGCUAGUGACUUUCGGCCACGAUGGCAAGGGACAUCCACUCCACAAAAGAGAAAAACGCCAAGCCAAACACAAACAGCGGAAGCGCCUCAAGUCCAGCUGUAAGAGGCACCCUUUGUAUGUGGACUUCAGCGAUGUGGGGUGGAAUGACUGGAUCGUGGCCCCUCCAGGCUAUCAAGCCUUCUACUGCCACGGGGAAUGUCCUUUUCCCCUGGCGGACCACCUGAACUCCACGAACCACGCCAUCGUACAGACGCUGGUGAACUCUGUGAAUUCCAAAAUCCCGAAGGCGUGCUGUGUCCCCACUGAACUCAGCGCAAUCUCCAUGCUGUAUCUAGAUGAAAAUGAAAAGGUUGUGCUGAAAAACUAUCAGGACAUGGUUGUGGAGGGUUGUGGGUGUCGUUAGCACAGCAUAAAGAUAUAUA